Messenger RNA from Anoplophora glabripennis (Asian longhorned beetle), 938 nucleotides. It is a transcript of the gene Prosalpha4, whose product is annotated as proteasome subunit alpha type-7-1. NCBI's taxonomy places the organism in Eukaryota, Metazoa, Arthropoda, Insecta, Coleoptera, Cerambycidae. Gene Ontology annotation, cellular component: proteasome core complex; proteasome core complex, alpha-subunit complex; nucleus. Gene Ontology annotation, biological process: ubiquitin-dependent protein catabolic process. The transcript is spliced from 2 exons. Bases 103 to 852 code for a protein of 249 amino acids. The record is from RefSeq and is a predicted model, not a curated record.
GUUGCAGCGUCGUCAAAUGUCAAACAAAAGUUACAAAGCAAAAUAGUUUUUAAGGUUGUGUUACCAUUCUUGUCUACUGCUGAAGUUUAUUAAAGUCCUAAAAUGUCUGCAAGAUAUGACAGAGCUAUCACAGUUUUCUCUCCAGAUGGCCACUUAUUACAAGUAGAAUAUGCACAAGAAGCCGUUCGCAAAGGGUCCACGGCGGUAGGUGUUAGAGGUGCUAACGCAGUCGUGCUGGGGGUAGAAAAGAAGUCCGUAGCUAAACUCCAAGAAGAACGUACUGUUAGGAAAAUAUGUUUACUCGAUGACCAUGUAGUUAUGGCUUUUGCUGGUCUCACUGCCGAUGCUAGAAUUUUAAUAAACAGAGCACAGAUCGAGUGUCAGUCGCAUAAAUUGACUGUAGAAGAUCCAGUAACGCUGGAAUAUAUCACACGUUACAUUGCUUCGUUAAAACAAAAAUAUACGCAGAGCAACGGUAGACGUCCUUUUGGUAUUUCUUGUCUCAUUGGAGGUUUUGACUAUGACGGAAAGCCACAUUUGUACCAAACGGAACCUUCUGGUAUUUACUAUGAGUGGAAAGCCAAUGCUACUGGCCGAUCCGCCAAAACUGUUAGAGAAUUCUUAGAGAAAUAUUACACCAGUGAAGAAGUAUCAUCGGAAAGAGGUACCGUCAAGCUAGCGAUUCGAGCGCUGUUGGAAGUUGUUCAGUCAGGCCAAAAAAACCUCGAAAUUGCAGUUAUGAGACACGGAGAGCCUCUAGUUAUGUUGGAUGCUGACACAAUUGAAAAAUACGUAACGGAAAUCGAAAAGGAGAAGGAAGAGGAAGCCGAGAAGAAGAAAGCGAAGAAGUGAGGGAUGGUGUCCAAUUUUUAUUACUUACUAAUUAAAAUAUCUAACGUUAAUUAUGAGUUUUUCUAAGAAAUAAAAUAUGUCAUUAA